AGGAUGUCACAGCUGAGCCUGGGACUGUGGCCUGAGGUGGCCUCCCCAUGGCAGCUCCUGCUGCUGGUUGGGGCCCUCUGGCUCCUGGCCCGAAUUCUGACCCAGAUCUAUGCUGCCUAUGGGAACUACCGUCGCCUCCGUGGUUUCCCUCAGCCCCCCAAAAGGAACUGGCUUAUGGGCCAUGUGGGCAUGGUCCCUCAAACGGAGGAGGGCAUGAAGAAAGUGGCUAAACUGGUAGAAACUUAUCCCCAGGGCUUUUUGGCGUGGAUGACCCCAUUGGUCCCCAUUAUCAAUCUGUGCCACCCCGACGUUGCCAAAUCUGUCCUCAAUGCCUCAGCUGCAGUUGCUCUCAAGGACGUGAUAUUCUACAGCUUUCUGAAACCCUGGCUGGGAGAUGGGCUCUUGGUGAGUGCUGGUGAAAAAUGGAGCCACCACCGGCGCAUGCUGACACCCGCCUUCCAUUUCAACAUCCUGAAGCCCUAUGUGAAGAUUUUCAAUGACAGCACCAACAUCAUGCACGCAAAAUGGCAGCGCUUGAUCUCUGAGGGUAACACCCGCCUGAAUAUGUUUGAGCAUGUCAGCCUGAUGACCUUGGACAGUCUGCAGAAAUGCGUCUUCAGCUUUGAUAGCAACUGUCAGGAGAAGCCUAGUGAAUAUAUUGCCACCAUCUUGGAGCUCAGUGCACUGGUAUCUAGAAGGAACCAACAGCCCCUGCUACACAUGGACAUGCUGUACCAUCUCACCCCAGAUGGGAUGCACUUCCGAAAGGCUUGCAGCAUUGUGCAUGAAUUCACUGACGCUGUCAUCCAGGAGCGGCGCCACACUCUCCCCAGUCAGGGUUUGGAUGACUUCCUCAAAGACAAGGCCAAGUCCAAGACUUUGGACUUCAUUGAUGUGCUACUGCUGACCAAGGAUGAAGAUGGAAAGGAGCUGUCAGAUGAGGACAUCAGAGCAGAGGCUGACACCUUCAUGUUUGAGGGCCAUGACACCACGGCCAGUGGGCUCUCCUGGACCCUGUACAACCUGGCGAGGCACCCGGAAUACCAGGAGCGCUGCCGGCAGGAGGUGCGGGAGCUGCUGAGGGACCGAGAGCUUGAGGAGAUUGACUGGGAUGACCUGGCCCAGCUGCCCUUCCUGACCAUGUGCAUCAAGGAGAGUCUGCGGCUGCAUCCCCCAGUUACUGCCAUCUCCCGCUGCUGCACCCAGGACAUUUCCCUCCCAGAUGGCAGGGUCAUCCCUAAAGGUGUUACCUGCAUCAUCAGCAUCUUUGGGAUUCAUCACAACCCGUCUGUGUGGCCAGACCCCGAGGUCUAUGAUCCCUUCCGCUUUGACCUAGAGAACAUCAAAGACAGAUCUCCUCUGGCUUUUAUUCCGUUCUCCGCGGGGCCCAGGAACUGCAUAGGACAGACUUUCGCCAUGAGCGAGAUGAAGGUGGUGCUGGCGCUCACCCUGCUGCGCUUCCGCAUCCUGCCCGACGACAAGGAGCCACGUCGGAAGCCGGAGCUGAUCCUGCGCGCAGAGGGUGGGCUGUGGCUGCGGGUGGAGCCGCUGAGUGUGGGCACAAAGUGA
Peromyscus eremicus (cactus mouse) is the source of this 1569-nucleotide messenger RNA. Its product is annotated as leukotriene-B4 omega-hydroxylase 3-like. Lineage: Eukaryota; Metazoa; Chordata; Mammalia; Rodentia; Cricetidae. Gene Ontology annotation, molecular function: monooxygenase activity; heme binding; iron ion binding. The record is from RefSeq and is a predicted model, not a curated record. The coding region runs from base 4 to 1569 and encodes 521 amino acids. The transcript has 12 exons.